Salpingoeca rosetta is the source of this 971-nucleotide messenger RNA. RefSeq lists its product as uncharacterized. The coding region runs from base 185 to 628 and encodes 147 amino acids. The record is from RefSeq and is a predicted model, not a curated record. The transcript is spliced from 3 exons. Lineage: Eukaryota; Choanoflagellata; Craspedida; Salpingoecidae.
CUCUCUUACUCUAGACCACUACCAGCUCAGCGGAAUACAAGUGGGGGAUGCUCAGUGAGCCAGUUCAUUUUCCAGCUCGAACCAAGCGACCAAACCACUAAACCACCAAGCCACACCAAGAGGAGCCUCCGCCAACGCACCAAGCCACCUCCUCUCCCAUCUUCCCCUCCUCCGUCCUGCAACAAUGCGUCUACUCAAGGCCUUUGCUGGCUGCUUUGGAGCAGCCCUGCUGCUGUUGGGGGCAGUGGUGUCCCAGCAGCUCGCCCUCACGGCCGCCCUCCCGGCCGCUCCCAUCAACGCCAACCACGUUCGCACAUCGUGCCCACCGAUGUGCCGGCCAAGCAUCUCGGCGAACUCCACGAUUGUGCCCGUCCCGGGCGACCGCGCUGCCGUUGCGUUGCUCCCCUGGUUUGGGGACUGCGACCCCACGCUCACCACGUUCUCGUUCCACAUUUCGUGGUCUGAGUCCUCGACCACAUCAGGCACACUCCCCUUCCUGAAACAAGUUCACGAGCUUCAUCAGUAUGCUGAGAGCGCGACGUACACGAUUGAUGCCUCCUACUGCUACUCCCCUAAGGAGGGCUGUGAGAUGUGUUCCACGCUCUCCAAGGUCAUCACCGUGUCUUGAGUGAGCUGAGCACAGGAACACGGUGCUUGAGCCCGUCCUCCGCAGCGCACCACUCCAUGCGCUUCCCUCGAUUUCUUCCCCCCCCCCCCUUCCUGUCUGCCUUUUUUCCUGUCCUGCGCUUUCUUGCCCCACUCCCUUCCCUUCUUUCACGCCGCCUCCGCCCCCUCUUCCUCUCUGCUGCUUCUUCCUCUCUUCCCCGCGCUGUUCCUUCCCUUCUUUCACACCGCUUUCUUCUGUGUUCUUCUCCUGUUCUUCCACUUCUUCCCUUCCUCGAUCUUCUUCUUCUCCUUUCUCUCUUCCCCGCCUCCGAUUGCGUUUCUCAGCACAAUAAACACGUGAUUUG